AUAUGAUGUUUUUCAGUUACAAAUAUUACAUAGAAGGUGAAUUCCAUCGAACCGGUUACCAUUCUCAUACGUCUUUGCAAGCGAGGCUGUUGGACGAAUAGUGAUUCUGCAUAAAAUAUAAUUUUGUUACAAAAUAAAAGAGACAAAACCUUAAUAAUGCCGGUCCCAGCACUUCAAAAACGUGCACCUGAUUUUCGAGGUACUGCAGUUGUGAAUGGAGAAUUUAAAGAUAUUUCUCUUUCUGAUUAUCAUGGAAAAUAUCUUGUUCUAUUUUUCUAUCCAUUAGACUUUACAUUUGUUUGCCCCACUGAAAUCAUUGCCUUUUCUGAUCGUGCUGAUGAAUUUGAACAAAUUGGUUGUAAACUGAUUGCAGCAUCUACUGAUUCCCACUUUAGUCAUUUAGCAUGGGUAAAUACACCACGUAAGCAAGGUGGUCUUGGUGAAAUGAACAUUCCUCUUCUUGCUGAUAAAAGUUCCAAGAUCGCACGUGAUUAUGGCGUGCUUGAUGAAGAAAGUGGAAUUCCAUUUCGUGGUCUCUUCAUCAUAGAUGAUAAACAAAAUUUACGCCAAAUUACUAUCAAUGAUUUACCAGUUGGCAGGUCUGUUGAUGAGACUUUGCGUUUAGUUCAAGCAUUCCAAUAUACUGAUAAACAUGGAGAAGUAUGUCCAGCUGGCUGGAAACCAGGAAAGAAAACUAUGAAACCUGAUGUAGUUGGUUCUAAAGAAUAUUUUAAAGAUACAUAAAUGAAAGAAAGAAAAAAAGAAAGAAAUUUCUAUACUUUAUUAAAACUGUCAUUUAUGUAAAAUAUUACAUUUUUUAAAAUCAAAAAUUUGUUUUGUAAUAAACAUGGUAUAUAAUUUAAAAUCGUAAUAUUAAUUAUAUUUUCAACAUCAACUAUUUUCAUUUCUUAUAAUAAAUAAAUAUCUUUCAUA
Messenger RNA from Apis cerana (Asiatic honeybee), 933 nucleotides. RefSeq names its product Peroxiredoxin 2 (gene Prx2). Gene Ontology annotation, biological process: cell redox homeostasis; removal of superoxide radicals; leukocyte activation. The record is from RefSeq and is a predicted model, not a curated record. Gene Ontology annotation, cellular component: cytosol. Gene Ontology annotation, molecular function: thioredoxin peroxidase activity. Lineage: Eukaryota; Metazoa; Arthropoda; Insecta; Hymenoptera; Apidae.